AUGGCUCCUACUACAUUCGAGAUCCCAACAGAGAUGGCUCCGGGUCCUUCCUCAUCCACCUCUCCAACUAUACUUCAGAAGUGCACUCGCUGUGCCUAUAUGGGCCCCGUCGACUCAUACCCACCCCGACGUACUGGUACAGGUCACCUCAAAGUAUGCAUCGGCUGUAUGGACAAACAAGUAGCACGGAAGUCCGCUGCCACUGUUGAUUCAUCUGGAUGUGGGCAGAUUGCCACCGCGGCGAUGAGCUUGGAUGACUUCUUGAAACUCGUCACAUUGAACAAAGGUCGCCCAUUCGACUUUGACACUAUGGUGAAUCUACCGCCGGGGAUGUUUGCAGCUGGGGAACAUUUGUAUAAUCGGACGAACAAGAUUAGAGAUUUCCUGGCAGAAGCAUCGGAAUAUCACUGGAAUCAAAAGAAAACAAAGCGCGGUGGAAAGUCGACGGUCGUCACAUACUUCUGUGCCCAGCUUGAAGGAGAGCAAUCAAAGUCGCGAAACCAAGAUGCCGAUCGCGCCAAGUCACGUUCUCGCAUCACUCGUUAUCAUUGUGGCGGCUGGCUACGUAUAACAACGAUGGACGAUAACGAGCUUCUUCUUCGCAUUCGUAUGACACAUGCUGAAGCGCACCCAAGUUUCCCUGCGUCGUUUCGCAAGUCGCAGUCGGGAGAAUUCAAGAUGGAGACCACACCAAAGCCAGUGCCGAAACAACCUUUGUUCACAACGGCGCCGAUGACAGUACCAGUUGGAAUUACUGAUGUGCCUCAAAUAAUGCCAAGGGAUGACGUGGGCCCAGAAGAGGAUGGCGUGGGACCCAUGUUAGAGCAGCCACAGGGGAACGGAGGACCACCUCCAGGCAUCCCUGAGGUUUAUUUCUCGCCAGACCAGCUUGCUGGACUGAGACGAAAAUUUGACGCCAUGAUGAGCAUAGCAUCCGGCCCUUGUCAUCCUGACCUAGCUCACGCUCUAGGAUCUGUAUUUGACCACUUGGAUCGUACGCUCCCUUCGCUUGGCCAAUCACCAGACGAUCCCGCUGGAGACCUGCUUUGGGCCAAUGGCCCAUAUGGGUCUCCGAGUCUGUCCCUUGAGACAGAACUGAGGGUUCUUGCCGACCCGUGA
Suillus plorans is the source of this 1119-nucleotide messenger RNA. RefSeq lists its product as uncharacterized. The record is from RefSeq and is a predicted model, not a curated record. NCBI's taxonomy places the organism in Eukaryota, Fungi, Basidiomycota, Agaricomycetes, Boletales, Suillaceae. The coding region runs from base 1 to 1119 and encodes 372 amino acids. The transcript is spliced from 4 exons.